This is a messenger RNA of Acanthosepion pharaonis, 2181 nucleotides long. Lineage: Eukaryota; Metazoa; Mollusca; Cephalopoda; Sepiida; Sepiidae. The record is from the annotation of a GenBank genome assembly.
AUGUGUUUUUCAUUGUCAAAUGAUCAGAAAGAUACGCGAUUGUUUUGUUUAUUUCUUUUUUUCUUCUUUCUUCCCAUUUUUCUUACCAACAUGGAUUUUCCCCGAUUCAAACAUUUCACCAUUCCCAUCCUUCCUUUCUCCCUCUAUCCUUAUUUACUCCUCUCCUUCAUUCCCUCCCCUCGUUCCUUCUUUUCUUCCUCCUUUUCUUUUUUCUUUCCUUCCUUCUUCCCUUCACCCUUUCCUUCCUUCCUUCUUUCUCUGCUUCCUUCCUUCCCUGCUUCCUUCCUCCCCUGCUUCCUUCCUUCCCUCCUUUCUUCCUUCCUUCCUUCCUUCCUUACUUACUUACCUCCUUCCUCCCUUCUCUCCUUCCUUCCUUCUUUCUCGCCUUGCUUCCUUUCUUUCCCUACCUUCUUCCUCCCUUCCUUCUUUCCUUCCUUCCUUCUAACUUUCCUUCCUUUCUUUCUCUACCUUCUUCCUUCCUUCUUUCCUUCCUUCCUUCCUUCUCCCCUUCCUUACUUUCUUUCUCUACCUUCUUCCUUCCUACCUUCCUUCUCUGCUUCCUUCCUUCCCUGCUUCCUUCCUUCCUUCCUUCCUUCCUUCCUUCCUUCCUUCCUUCCUUCUCGCCUUCUUUCCUUUCUUUCCCUACCUUCUUCCUUCCUUCCUUCUUUAUCGCCUUCCUUCCUUUCUUUCCCUACCUUCUCGCCUUCCUUCCUUCUCGCCUUGCUUGCUUCCUUCCUUCCUUCCUUCCUUCCUUCCUUCUCGCCUUCCUUCCUUUCUUUCCCUGCCUUCUUCCUUCCUUCCUUCCUUCCUUCCUUCCUUCCUUCCUUCCUUCCUUCUAGCCUUCCUUUCUUCCUUCUCGCCUUCCUUCCUUUCUUUCCCUACCUUCUUCCUUCCUUCCUUCCUUCCUUCCUUCCUUCCUUCCUUCCUUCCUUCCUUCCUUCCCUGCUUCCUUCCUUACUUACUUACUUCCUUCCUCCCUUCUCGCCUUCCUUCCUUCUUUCUCUCCUUCCUUCCUUCCUUCCUUCCUUCCUUCCUUCCUUCCUUCCUUUUGCCUUUCUAAUUUUUCUUACCUGCUUUAUAAUUAAUUAUAAAUUAAUUUCUCAUUUUGAAAAAUUUUCUUUUUUAUCCUUUUUUAUUUCUAUGUAUUCUUUCUUUUUUUCUUUUUUCUUUCUUUCUUUCUUUCUUUCUAGUUUUCUUUCUUUCUGUCUUCUUAUACUUUACCUUUUCUUUUUAUUUCUCGCCGUUGUUAUCUUUCUUACUUUUUUCAUCAUUUUCAUGCUUCACACCUUUUACUUCUGUCUUCCUCUCCUUUUCUUUCUAAGCAUUGUUCUUCUAUUCUCUCUAUCUCACGUUUUCCUCAUUGUAACAUUUUUCCCACCUUUUCCCUUUCUCUUUAUUCUUCUAUAUUUUUCCUUCUCUUUCUUCUUUUCUUUCGCUUUUGUUCUUUCCCAAUGUUUAUCAUUUCAUUUAUUUUUCUUUUAUCAUUAUUUCUAUUCAUUAAUUUUUAAACCAUCUCCUAUAUUCUUUAUCGUCUUUUUUUCUUUUUUCUUGCUUUCUUUCUUUUUCAAUCCGGUCUUCGUUUUUUCUUUCGUCCACCCGUUCUUUUCUUCUUCUUUCUUACUUUCGUUCUUCUUCAAUCAGAUCUUCUUUUUCUCGUCCUUUCUUUCUUUCUUUCUUUCUUUCUUUCUUUCUUUCUUUCUUUCUUCUUCGAUUCAGUUUUCGUUUUCUCGUUCGUUCAUUCUUCUUCUUACUUUUUUUCUUUCUUUGAUACUGUUUUCGAUUUUUCGUUCAGUCGUUCUUCCUUUUUCUUUUUCUUCUUCUUCUUCUUCUUCUUUGUCUUCUUCUUCUUCUUCACUUCGAGCCGGUCUUCUUUUCUCAAUCCUUCUUCUUCUUCUUCUUCUUCUUCUUCUUGAUCCGUUUCUCGUUCGUUCGUUCGUUCUCUUGUUGUUGUUGUUGUUGUUGUUGUUCUUCUUCUUCUUCUUCUUCUUCUUCUUCUUCUUCUUCUUCUUCUUCUUCUUCUUCUUCACUUUGAGCCGGUCUUCGUUUUCUCUUUUCUCAAUCCUUCUUCUUCUUCUUCUUCUUCUUCUUCUUCUUCUUCUUCUUCUUCUUCUUCUUCUUGAUCCGUUUCUCGUUCGUUCGUUCUCUUGUUGUUGUUGUUGUUCUUCUUCUUCUUCUUCUUGA